AUGCGCCGGCGCCUGGGACGGGGUUUUCUCCGUUCCACCGCAGCGUCCAUCCCGGGUGGAACACACGCAGAACGCGGUGCCAACGCGGAACGCCAGGAGUGUUGGAACGCCUGGGAGCGCUGCGGCUGGUGGUGGCCGUCGAUUCGAGUCGCUACGUGUCCACCGCCGGUGGGGCCGGAUGGUUUGGUGCGUGUGCAUGCUGAGGAUGCAUACUUCCUCCCAAGCUUCCUGUGCGAUGCGGAAGAUGAGUCCGUGAUGGCAGCCUUGCAGUUGGAGUUGGAGACUGAGGGCAAGGUCAUGUCGGACUGGCAUGGCGCGCGGCACCUAGGCGCCUCAGUGGGCGUCCUUGAUGUGGGAAGACAAGGGCUGGGCUUGGAGCCUGGAGAAGAGUCCUUGCGUGCGAAACUGGUGCAGAAAAUGGAGAAAGCCUUCGGUGUGAAGGCUUCGGCUGUGCGGCUGAACAUCUAUCGCUCCAACAAGGACUACAAGCCACUGCAUUAUGACCGUGGCAGUGACGCGGAGGGCGUCCCACAGCUCACGGUGGGUGCAUCUUUUGGGUGCACGCGAGAGCUCACCCUGAUGCAUGUGAAGUCUGGUGUGACUAUAUUCCUGCUGUGUGGUUCACACUGGUGGGUGCCGGUUUCUUGGCCGGUGACAUCAGCUGAAGGAAUCGCAAUGGAUGAGGAGAAACAUGGCAUUUGGUUGAAGAGUUUCGUCGCAUAUGGCAUUUUGGGAGCUCUUCAGGUCGUUUACCAGUUCUGGUCUGGCUGGCGGCAAGCCACCCGUAUGCAGAAAGUCCUAAAGGAUAUGCCCGCGACCAAGGGAGAGGGACAUGAUCGGCCCAUGGGAUGGCUCAAAGACUUGAAGGCGAACAUGCUCCGCUCCCAUGACUGGCGCCUGGAGAUCUGUCGAGGGCUUCCCAUCGCCAAAUUCUUGGGCUUCUCCUGGACGCCUGGGGCCUACAACUUGAUUGCCAAUGAUGCAGCCAUCGUGAAGCACAUCCUGAAGGAUGAGUUCAACAAGUACAGCAAAGCGGAGGAAAAGCUAGACCCGUUCGCGUUCUACUUCCGGGAAUUUCUGGGGGAGGGCAUUUUCGUGGUGAAGCAUGGUGUCGGCUCCACAGAUGGUGGUCAAGAGUGGAGCCAAAUGCGAAAGGUCUCGGCACAGAUCUUCUCGCGCAAGAACUUCAACAGCAUGAUGCAAGAUGUCUUUGUGUCCAAGGCCGUGAUGCUCAGAAAGUUUCUACAAAGAUCUUCUGGUGCCACGGACCUCCAGGCGUGCUUCUUCAACUACACCUUCGACAGCAUCAUGAGUAUUUUCUUCGGCGAAGACUCUCACACUGCGGAGGGCGUGCCAAACCAAUAUGGCAAGGCCUUUGAUACGGCCUCGGCAUGCUUUCGGCGGCACAGCAUUAAGUCCGUCACACCGUACCUGCUCUUCAGCACCUUUCUACCGUGGCCCUUCGGUGGGACACAGGGAGGACUUGCUCGCGCUCUUUGGGACUUCAGUUCGGCAGACUAUCGGCUAAUGAAGGCAUCCACCCGCAUCGUGGAUGCCGAGGCAGACAGAUUGGUGAAGAAGUGCUUAGAAGAUCCCAAGCUUGCGGAGCGGAGGGACUUGCUGGCGCUCUUCCUGCAAGGGAAUUUCAGCCCACAAUUCACCAAGCAGAUGGUCUUGCACCUCAUCAUUGCUGGAAGGGACACGACGGCCUGCCUCUUGUCCUGGACCUUCUACGAACUCACCCGAAACCCUGAGAUCCAGAAGCGGCUGCAUGAAGAGAUCAUGCAAAAACAUCCAAAAGGCAGCGUUCCGGACUGGAAGAGCCUUUCUGCCAGUGAGAUGCCAUAUCUCAACGGCGUGCUUUAUGAGGCCUUGCGGCUUUGGCCUCCAGUGCCUAGCGACCCCAAGAUGGCUUACGAAGAUGACGUGCUCCCAGGCGGAUGGGCCGUGCCGAAAUAUGCGAAGGUUCUGUUCAGUCCCUACAACAUGGGCCGCGACCCGGAGCGUUAUCCCGAGCCCUUGGACUUCCGCCCAGAGCGAUGGAUCCCCUUCACGCCACCAGCGCCGCACGAGUUCCCGGUCUUCCAAGCUGGUCCGCGCAUUUGCUUGGGUAUGGACAUGGCGUUGUUUGAGGCUAAGACCUUGGCCGUGGAGCUCUUGCGGCACCUGUGCUUUGAGAUGGUGCCAGGGCAAGACAUCACCUAUGGCAAUAAGGUGACCAUGGACAUCAGCAGUCUUCAUGCACGGCGUGCCGAGGGCCUCUUGGACGUGACGAGGGAGGCGGUGUCGGUGACGAGGCAAGUCUUGGAGGCUCAGAGAAGUCGUAAAGUUGUUGAGCGCAUCCAAAUUGGUGAUGCCAAACUCACCGAGCGCCUGCGAACCCGACGACGCCCCACGGAUGUCGCUGAUCCUCUGGGGCGCGCGCGUGGCAACGGCGGCUCCAGCGGUGGCAACGGCGACGGUUCGCGCUGCGGUGGGCGAAGUGUGAGGUUCGCGGAGAGCUCUGGGGAAGUUGAGAGGCGGCCGCGCAGAGAAAAGGCGACGCCCGGCGAUCGCCCGCUGCGUUGUCGGCAAGGGAUGGGAAGCUCGUCGAGCGCCUUCUUCGCGCAGAAUACCUCCUUUAGGCAGCGGGGCAUCAUGUCCGAAGUGGUGAAACCCCAUAGGCGUCAGGAGGUGGACUCCUGCAAGUUGGGCCCCGAGGAGCUCGGCACCUGCUGCAGCACUCUACGGAAGUCAGCCAGUGCCACCAGCUUUAGCCUCUCAGAUCGUUUGCGCGCCAAAGCGCAAGAGGCCGAGCCACACACGCCGCGGAAGGUCUUCCAACCGGUGGAACCCAAGGUCAUCGAAGUCUAUGCCCACAAGCCAGGGGAUCGGCCUCGGAAGGUGACCGUGGAGCGACGGCGGAAGUGGUUUGAAGCGUUGGAUGUGGAGAAUCUGCUGGAGGAGCGGAACUGCAACUUCUCACCCAACUGGGAUCGUGAUUUCUGGCUGCAGCUGGAUGACUUCAACAACAUCGAGUAUGACAUCCGAACUCCCGAGCAGUGGCUGGAGUUGGGACAGCAACCUGACGGUAGCUUCUUGCCACUGCAGGCCAAGGCGAUGCGCUUCCAUGAGACAAAGGGCUCUGUUUGGGAGGACUGCACAGUGGAGGGCUUGAAGGACCUGCAAGAUGGCAAAGGGAACAAGGACUUUUUGGUCCGGUGGAACUCCAACCCUCGCGGGGACUUGGAGCCCGUGGGCCGGCUGAGAAUUGUCCUUCAGGGCGAAGAUCCAGAGGUGUUCGCCGACCGGAUCGCCUAUGCGUUUGAUGCGCUACAAAAGGCUCAGGCGAGGAUUCGCUUGAACUUCUUCAUAGAUAACAUGCCCGUGGAUGACAUCCAGACGCUUGACGAGGACCAGGUUGCACGGGUGCUGACCUCAGCCUGGGCUUACCGCUGCCCCAUGCGGGAGAGGAUCAGUUGA
Durusdinium trenchii is the source of this 3462-nucleotide messenger RNA. The record is from the annotation of a GenBank genome assembly. NCBI's taxonomy places the organism in Eukaryota, Dinophyceae, Suessiales, Symbiodiniaceae.